Molecule: messenger RNA, 3129 nt
Organism: Protopterus annectens (West African lungfish)
Lineage: Eukaryota; Metazoa; Chordata; Ceratodontiformes; Protopteridae
Product: mesothelin-like
Exons: 19
Coding region: 36-2720 (894 amino acids)
Biological process (GO): cell-matrix adhesion
Cellular component (GO): cell surface
Source: RefSeq, a predicted model, not a curated record
AAAAUAUUGUAAGUAACACUGAUGAUAUUGAGUUCAUGGGGAGUGCAUUUGUACCAAAUGAUGUUGCAGAAUUGUAUACUGAUACUCUCUUUCAAAUUGCACCAUUCACCAAUAUUAGCGGACUUCCAGACAAACUGCUCUGCUAUGUCAAAACUGCUGAGUCAAUAAAGACUUUGAAACCAGAAGUAGCUCUAAUCAUUAUUGGAAGAGUGAACAACAAUUGUAAUAGUUCCUUAAAUAAUGGCAGUACAGCUCCAUCUCCAGCAAGCCUUCAGCUUGCAACAAGCCUUCUCUCUACAAUAACUACAUUUAAUAGCAGCAUUCUGACCAGCUUGGGGCAACAAGCUGUUGGACUGUCAGUUCCUCAAAUACAAAAUCUAACCAGUGCUGACAUACAAAGCUCCCUUGGUACCCUCGGGGCAGUUAAUGGAUGGAAUCAAGGACAAACCAAAACUCUGGUUUCCAAACUAUUUAAUGGCAACAUCCAGAUUACUGAUUCCAAAAAUCUGACAUCACUGGGAUCCCUCUUACCAGGCCUGCCUAGCACUGCCUUGAAAAAUGUUGGAGCAAAUAUACUAAACAAUGCCACUUCUAACCCAGCAUUUGUUAAAAAUCUGUUGAGCGCAUCUCCUGUGUUGCAGCAGACGGUUGUACAAAAGCUUGUUUCCCUGGACGCAUCGCCAAGCAGUAUAUUAAAUAAUGUGCCUGAUGCACUGGCUGGUCAGAUUUCACCUUCAGCUAUGAUUUUUGGUAACUCCCUUAAUAGUAGCACUAUUGAAAAGAUAAACAAGAAGAACUGGAAGCCACAGCAGGCUGCUGUAUUUUUUGAAAGCGUGGCAACAAGCACUACAAAUUACAGUCAGCUUCCACAACAAGUCAUUCAAGGUUUCAGCUGUGGUAUUGAAAAUAAGCUUUCUCCUGACAACUAUACGUCAUUCAUAAAAUCAGCCAAAGGCAAGGAUGGUUCCUUAGUUGAAGGCCAACUGGGAUGUAUGGGUAAAAACAUAUUUUCAAGUGGACUGCCAGCAGAUCUGAAUACAUACCCAGUUAAUGCCCUGCUAUUCAUUAAUACUACCACGCUUGAUAAACUUGAUGACUCUAAAUGCACAGAUUAUUUACAAGUGAUCUCGUCUGCAAACAUUUCAGUAAUGAAAAAAGGAUCAGUAAAGCGAAACGGCAUUGCGAACAACGUACUCAGGUGCUUGAAAAUAACAAAUGGUGGACUAAGUGCAUCCAAUGUGAUGUUUGUAAACAACUUGGCUUGUGGCAUGAGUCCAUCAGUUAUUAGCAAUUCAGAUGUGAAGAUUGUGGAAGUUUUGAAAACCUGCUCUGAUCUUUCAAGUGAACAACUGUCAGCCGUUAGUGAUCUCCUUAACAAAAGCACCUCUCUAUAUGGACCUCCUUCAUCAUGGAAUGUAGCUACUCUAAAGAGUCUUAAGACACUUCCCCUGGACUUAAAUUAUGGAUUGCUGAAUAACAUAAAUAGGGAUGAUAAGAAAGCCUAUAUUCAAUAUGUUGUGACAAAUUAUGACAAUGAUGCAGUAAAAGGAAAACUGGCAACACUGAUACAAAAUAUGCAACCAACUAGGAGUGCACGUGGUGCAGGAUGUACUUCUGCAAAUAUCACAUUAGCCAUAAUGCAAGGUGCCACCUUCCCAACAGACUAUACACCUACUGAAUUUGGUAACUGCCUGGAUAAAGAUGUAGUGAUAUCAAACCUGGAUGUCUUAGCUAGUAAACCUCUACCAAGUAACUAUCUUACAGUAGUCAAAUCUAAACUGAAUGAGGCUUACCCCACAGGAAUACCAGAAAGUCAAAUCCAGCUCCUUCGAUCACUCGCCCGCACUUACACUGCAGCAGAGCUUUCUGCUUUUAAUAUUACUACACUCGAUACAUUGCAGUCACUACUGAAUCCUGCUGAUCCUGUUUGGGAUAAUGACAAGGCCAAGCAAAUUCUAACAAGAUUUUUGCAGCUGGGAGGUCAGCUAGAUAAUCUUGCAUUGAAUGCAAUUGGUGGGCAGUACCUCUGCACUCUUGAUGAUUCCCAAAUAAGCAACACUGUAAAUUCAACAAGUCUAAGAGAUGCAUUGCCUUUAAAUAUCAGUAGCUGCAAUCAAAGCACAAAAGACCUACUUUAUUCUAAAGCAAAAGCCGCAUUUUCAUCUAACAGCAAUUCAACUAGUGCUUACUACAGUAUGAUAAAGAGUUAUCUUGGUGGAGCUCCAGCUGCAGAUUUACAGUCCUUGGCUAGCAACAAUGUCAGUAUGGACAUCAUUACAUUUACAAAUCUGAAUCCAAAUUCAGUUAAGAACCUUACUGUGGCAACAGUAAAGUCUCUCCUUGGUGACAACACUCCUGACCUCAAAGAUAAUGAAAAUUCUACUGUGGUACAGGAAUGGAUUGCUUCUCAGCGACAGUCUGACCUUAAUAAACUUGGACUUGGUUUAAGUGGAGGUUUGCCGGACACAACCACAGCAACAACAGCAGCAACUGCAACAACAGCAGCAACUGCAACAACAGCAGCAACUGCAACAACAACAGCAGCAACAACAGCAGCAACAACAAAAACAGCAACAAUAAAAACAGCAGCCACACCAGUUGGAUACAUUUAUUUGACAGCUGUAAAGGGAGCUGGAUCUUCUAUAAAUACCAUGUUCUUUCACUUCAUGAAAGCGCUUACUGUUGCCAUUACGGUUAUUGUGGCCCAAAGACACAUAUAACCUGUAAGAAAAAUGCAAAGUUUAACUUUCCUUCAAGCAUACUUCUGCAUCCUUGCCAAGAUGUUUGGAAACUAUGGUUAAUACUAUGGAAAUGCAUUUUAAAGUGACAUUUUAAGAAUUAACAUUUUAAAGAAAAAAAAUGUACUCAUAUGUAACAUUUUGUUAGACAACAUCGUUAUUGAUGGUUCAGGCAGUGAGUGCUGAGAGUUUUUUUGUGAAGAUUGAUUUUAUAAUAGGAAUCCAAGUAUCCUUGCUGGUAAACAAAACAGUCUAGAUUAGAAAUAAAGUAUAGCUAUUUUGUUGCAAAUGUAAAACACAGCUGGCAUUCAAAUAAGUUCAUGUCAGCAGAUUCCUGAAAAUAUUACACUAAUUUUAAGCAUAUUCAUAUUAAAGUGGUAACGAAUGAAAA